AUGGAAAACAAGCUCCUCCAACCACUUCUACCUCAAUUCAACCCUUCCUCUCAUGAAACUAACCAAUACAAAAAUUCAAAAUUCUUGAUUCCAAACAACAACAUCGUUCACCGACUCCUCUUUUUUCUCUUUGUAGCAAUAACAUCAAUAUGGGCAAACUAUGAAGCAUCAAAGACUUUUGACAUAUACAUAGUAAAUGACACCAAAGACUCCCAUGCCGGACGUCGUUUCACUCUUUUCUACAUCUCAAACGACAGAGCCGAACGUAUACUCCUCAACACAAGCUCUUUCGUUGAACAAGUUCUUUACCCUAAUAGUAUAAAUGAUAAUAUCAAGAAUAAAAAGAAUAUAAAGAGUGUGACUCUUCGCCUUGUUCGUCAAAAUCUCAAUUCCACCACCACGGUUAUCGCCGCUGACGAUGAAAAGAAUAAUAAAAAAUAUAUAAUUGAGAUUAGUCCUAUGUUACUUGAAGAUGAAAAUUUCAACAAAAUGGCAAUAGUGGGUGAAAUUCAACGUGCCAUGGCUAGAGUAUGGCUAUGGGAUGGAAGAUCUAAGGCUCCAUCUAGGCUUCUCGAUGGUAUUGCGGAGUAUGUCGCUGAGUUAGCCGGAUUCCGUCGUGAGAGGCUCUCCGGUGGAGUUGAUGAGUUGCCGGAACCGGAAUGUGGUUUAUGGUGGGACGAUAAGGACCCUACGCAUGUUGCACGUUUGUUGAAUUAUUGUGAAAAUAAUGAGAAGGGGUUCAUCCGACGGUUAAAUGAGGCUAUGAGAGACACGUGGCAUGAUCGUGUAGUGGAUGGUUUGUUGGGAUUGAAUGGCUCCAAGCUACUAUGUGGAUUGUAUAAUGCUUCUUCUCUGUAG
Messenger RNA from Vicia faba (fava bean), 858 nucleotides. The record is from the annotation of a GenBank genome assembly. NCBI's taxonomy places the organism in Eukaryota, Viridiplantae, Streptophyta, Magnoliopsida, Fabales, Fabaceae.